AUGUCUGCUUCACCAACCAUUGCGACCUCCACCAAGCGGCCCCUCGAGGAACCCUCGUCGCCCUCCGGCCCCAAUGACCAGCCCGACGCCAAGCGCCCUGCGCUGGACAAGGUCGUCAACGAGCCUGCUGCCGAGGACAUCAACACGGCACAGCCAGUGAAGGCUGAGGACAUUGCGCCCGAGAACAUAAAGGCCGACGGCGAUGCUAGCGCCGAGGUAAAUGCCGAAGGAGCCUUGCCCAACGAGAAUGGUGCUAAGGAAGACGCCCAGACGGACACUGUGCUCCCAGAUGCACCCGCCGUCGUUCCCUCGCUUGACACCCAGCCCAUCCAGUCCACAUCCGGUGCCAAUGGCCGUCCCGCUAGCAACACCCAGCACCAAGACGAGACCAACUGGCUGCACCUGCGCGCUUGCAUUGGCACCAGCGAGGCUGCCACCAUCAUCGGAAAGGGUGGCGAAAAUGUUACCCAGAUCCGACGUCUCUCCGGCGCCAAGUGCACCGUCAGCGACUACUCGCGGGGUGCUGUAGAGCGCAUCCUGACGGUUAGUGGCCAGGUGGAUGCUGUAUCAAAGGCUUUUGGCCUCAUUGUGCGUACCCUCAACCAAGAGGAUCUUGAGACUGCUUCCACUGGCACUUCAAAGAGCUACCCCAUGCGUUUGCUGAUUCCUCACAUCCUCAUCGGCUCCAUCAUCGGCAAGGGUGGGGUCCGCAUACGCGAGAUUCAGGAAGCGUCCAAUGCCAAGCUAAACGCUUCAGAUACCAUGCUGCCCAACUCCGGCGAACGCUCUCUUGUCGUGCUGGGUGUCGCGGAUGCUGUGCACAUUGCAGUCUACUAUGUUGCACAAACUCUUGUAGAGCAGCUGACGGAGCGUUUCGGUGGCCCAGCAGCCUCCCAAUAUGCCACUCGCAGUGGUACUGCAGCGAACGUUGUUCCUGGCGGCAUGUCCGUUCAGCCCUACGUUCCUCAGCCUGCCGGUGGUCAGUACAACUACCCUGACAACUACCGUCGGCAGCAGGCCCAUCCUGCCCAGCGCACUCCAGUACAUGGUCAGCACCCAGGUCAGUAUGGUAUGCAUACACAGGCUCCGCAGCAAGCAUACGGCCAACCAGCCAUGCCGUAUGGCGCUGGAUCGCCCGCGCGUGCUCAUUACGGCGCUCCUACGCCGCAGCCUGGUCCCUAUGGCGGACAUCCUGCUGCCCCAGUUGCACAUGGCCACGGUGCAGUGCCCGCCCAAACCCCCGUUCAGGUACCUGGUCAGCCACUCACACAACAGAUUUAUAUUCCCAACGACAUGGUUGGAGCCAUCAUUGGUAAGGGUGGUGCUAAGAUCAACGAAAUUAGACAAUUGAGCGGUAGCGUCAUCAAGAUCAACGAACCGACCGACAACAGCAACGAGCGCCUUGUCACGAUCACCGGGACCCAGGAAUGCAACCAAAUGGCAUUAUAUAUGCUCUAUUCGCGCCUUGGUGAGGUCCCCGGACAGCCCGGCUACGGUCGUUGA
Messenger RNA from Paraphaeosphaeria sporulosa, 1503 nucleotides. RefSeq lists its product as uncharacterized. The coding region runs from base 1 to 1503 and encodes 500 amino acids. Gene Ontology annotation, molecular function: mRNA binding. The transcript is spliced from 3 exons. Gene Ontology annotation, cellular component: cytoplasm; nucleus. NCBI's taxonomy places the organism in Eukaryota, Fungi, Ascomycota, Dothideomycetes, Pleosporales, Didymosphaeriaceae. The record is from RefSeq and is a predicted model, not a curated record. Gene Ontology annotation, biological process: regulation of RNA metabolic process; regulation of gene expression.